GGUGUGCGGUGCAGCCAUUUGGACCCACUUUAACCUGGUGUUUGAGAACCACAACGUAGGGCCCCGCCAAUCUGGGGCAUGCAGCGGCUCAACCAACUGGCCCCGGGGCCACCGAUAGGUGUUGACUUAAUGUCAGUGGAUGGACCUGCUAUCGACUCAACAAAUGCUGUGAAACACUGACCCAACAACACCGCUUCCGACUCCUUCCCGGCAGACCGGCGCGCCGGUGCUGCCCGUUGCCCGCCACCAUGGACGAUCAAUCGCUGCGCUCCAAAGCGUCGCAGGCCACACUCGUUUCGCUGCUCGAGCUCGACCCGGCGCCCAUGGAGUCGCCCAACGUCGACAAGGACCUCCCGCCGCUGCCCGUGCAGCACGACGGCGAGCCCGCCUCCGAAUCGACUGCUUCUCUCAAAUCCUCCUCGACAUCUGCCAGCCUCGGCCUAAGCGGCAGCGGCCACGGAGCCAUCUACUACUUAACUCGCAUCCAGCGCUACUCCUCCUACACCUUCACCUUCUUCGGCGCGCUCCACCUGGCCACCACCUCGCUGAUCCCGCUUGCCGCGCAAUCGGUCGCCUCCUCCGAGUCAUACCUGCUCCUCGCCCGCGAGAUCUACCAGACCCCCCUCUCGGAGCCGCUGCUCGUCGGCCUGCCCGUGCUCGCCCACGUCGGCGCCGGCGUGGCCCUCCGCCUGCUGCGCCGCGCCCACAACCUGCGCCGGUACUACGGAGACGCCCACCCGGCCCGCCACCACGACGUCCCGCAUACCGCCGCCUCGGCAUCGGCCACCACCGGCCUCACCGCCCCACCCAGACCGGCGCCCAGCUACCGCGGCUGGCCGGCGCUCAGCUGGAUCGCCGUGUCGGGGUACGCGUUCGGCGGCGCGCUGGCGGCGCACGUGUUCAUGAACCGGGGCCUGCCGCUGCUGGUGGAGGGCGACAGCGCCAACAUCGGGCUGGCGUACGUGGCGCACGGGUUCGCGCGGCACGGCGCCGUCUCGUGGCUCGCCUACGCCGGCCUGCUGGCCGCCGGCUGCGGCCACAUGGUCUGGGGCUGGGCGCGGUGGCUCGGCGCCGCGCAGGGCGCUGGCUGGCGGCUCGAGCGGCUCACGGGCCACGCGGCGGUCGAUCGCGAGGCCAGGAGGCGGCGCCGCCGUCGGUUGCUCGUCAUCAAUGGCGUUGCGGCGGCCGUGGCGGCCGCGUGGGCUGCCGGCGGGCUCGGCGUGGUCGCGCGCGGCGGGGAGACGCUUGGCUGGGUCGGGAAGCUGUAUGAUGGGCUGUAUGAGAGGGUGCCGGGGUUUUGAGAGUUCUCUCGGCGGGGCGCUGGUCUGGGAUGCUGGUUGUGGGCUGCACAGAAGAUUACGUUUAGCGGGCCUGCUUUUUUGGGGGAAGUAAAAGAGAUUCCAACGGAUACCCCGUGACGGAGUGGAUGGUACAUCAAUUGUUGAGUUGUUCAGGGUCUAGGGGGCAAGAGAUCCUUGCAUAGCGAUCUGGCGCUCAAUGAUGAGGUAUAUAGAUUUUGGCAAGCUAGAUUUUAGCAGUUGUAUGGGCGGUCUCGGCGUAGGAGAAAAUAACAGAUGCCAUGCUCCGUUUCGUUAGUCUCUUCCACGGGCUCUUUGAUGAGGAACAAAAGCAAAACGUUAAGGCUGAUUAGAUGCUAGAGGCCAGGUGAUGCAUCCCCUUCCAACUUGCCCAGAAGCCACGCAGUCCAGGCAAGAGUAAACCGUGAGAAUGGCUCAGUGAGGCGGCAGCAAAGACAGGUGGACGAGCUCCCUUGCAGUACUCUCUACUCUAUGCAGCUGUUAGCGCUGUGUCUGGUUUUGAACUUGUAUGCUCUUUUUUGCUUGGUGCGAGACAGUAAGUAAUGACGAUGACGGCUUGGUGUACGCAACGCCCCCUUUUGUUCCACACACGUACAAUACUGGUUUGAUGUAAUGAUGUCAUGCUGCUUUCAGCUGCCUUCGAGCUCGGGACCAGCCGAGCCCCCCCAA
This is a messenger RNA of Thermothielavioides terrestris NRRL 8126, 1988 nucleotides long. RefSeq lists its product as uncharacterized. Gene Ontology annotation, cellular component: mitochondrial outer membrane. Gene Ontology annotation, biological process: lipid homeostasis; mitochondrion organization. The transcript is spliced from 2 exons. Lineage: Eukaryota; Fungi; Ascomycota; Sordariomycetes; Sordariales; Chaetomiaceae. The record is from RefSeq and is a predicted model, not a curated record. The coding region runs from base 249 to 1301 and encodes 350 amino acids.